GCUGUCUAACAUAGGACACUGUGUAACUAGACAUUGUGUAACUGAACAUUGUGUAACAUAGGACACUGUGUAACUGAACAUUGUGUAAUAUAGAACACUGUAACAUAAAGUAUUCUGUGCAAUAUUCUUGCAAUGAACUCCACCCAUGGCGGCAAAAAAGCCGCGAACGCCUCUCUCCCGCCUUUAUCCUUGCCGAUGUCGCGGCACGGGCAUGGCUGUGCCUCCCAUCGACAAAAGCUCAGCUUGCCUGAUUACAAACUCCUCGCGAUCCCGCGGACGAAUAACUUUUACGCGACGGUCGGGGGCUGCCCCUGCAUCCCGCGUGCGCGCGCCCACCCCGGCAGCUGGCGAUUACGCUCGGCGCAGCGGCAAUCAGCCUGCGGGGACGGGUACGGGUGGAAGCCCGGGCCACACACCGUCCACGCUUCAAACACUGCCGCGCAUGGGAAGUGCGAUACCUUCGGCAAUCUAGCCUUUAAAUCAUCCCGCCUCGCACGGCUCGCCGGCAAGAACGACAACACACGAGACCUCAGCGGCGUCUCACCGCAGAAGCUGGAGGAUUUGGAGACCCUGGUGCUCGAGGAGCACAACGCGCGAGUCUUGGUCGAGAGCGAUAUUGAACAGCUCCGUUCGAUUCGAGACUCAGGCACACAAAAGGAAUACGUGCAGAAGAUCAAGGAUGAGGAGCGGCGUCGGCGCCAGACGGAGGCCACAGAAAAGCAACUGAAUGAACUACUGAAUGAUAUUCGCGGAAUUGUGUCGAAGCCUCUUCACCAAACAAAUAUGGAUAUCCUCCGCCGUAUUAUUGCACGACAUGAGUUGACGCAAGAAAAUCGAAAUUACAUCACAUCGCGAAGCUGAAAACUCUUUUAGUGUAAAUAUUCUUAGUUCUGAACGUCUACGUCAAUAUAUUUCCUUUUUCUUCGCCAUUCUUCUUUAGAUUUGAACGCUAAUGAUUCCUUUAUUUUGCUUUGGGUUUCAAAAAUGUAGUGUUAACUAUGUAUACAAAAUUUUCAAAUCAACAUUUGUCAUGUCAAUCAUUUAAUUUUGUAUUUUUACUUCUUGUAUGCACACAUAAACGUAUGACUAUCUGUUUAUCUAUCUUUGUAUGAUUACAAUAAUGAUUCAACGUGUUAUAUGGUGCUCAUGUAUUUAGUAUGUUUAUUUAUCGGGACAUCGCUAAAUUAUUAGAAAUCUUGCGCCAGUUGGCUAAUGAACUCCCUCUCCCCUCUCCUUACGAAAUGGCAAGCACAGA
Molecule: messenger RNA, 1255 nt
Organism: Phytomonas sp. Hart1
Lineage: Eukaryota; Euglenozoa; Kinetoplastea; Trypanosomatida; Trypanosomatidae
Source: the annotation of a GenBank genome assembly